Leptidea sinapis is the source of this 913-nucleotide messenger RNA. It is a transcript of the gene Sec20, whose product is annotated as vesicle transport protein SEC20. The transcript has 5 exons. Gene Ontology annotation, molecular function: SNAP receptor activity. Gene Ontology annotation, biological process: retrograde vesicle-mediated transport, Golgi to endoplasmic reticulum. Gene Ontology annotation, cellular component: endoplasmic reticulum; SNARE complex. The coding region runs from base 96 to 827 and encodes 243 amino acids. NCBI's taxonomy places the organism in Eukaryota, Metazoa, Arthropoda, Insecta, Lepidoptera, Pieridae. The record is from RefSeq and is a predicted model, not a curated record.
AGUUCGAACCUCAAAGCCUCAAUCUAAAAAGUUUUGUUAUUGUACCACAAUAUUCGUUGUAUUUGUUUUAAUGUAAUUUAUAUUUAUUAAGAGAAAUGGAAAACAUGCACAGCUCAAACUUUUUUUCCAUGUUCAGUGAUAAGCACACUGACAAUCCAGAUCAUAAUUAUCAGAGUUUUGUGAAAAGUGCAGCUAAAUAUCAUUUUCAGCUCAAAGCGGUUAUACACGACAUAACAAAAUGUAACAAUUCAAUGGAAAAAUUAAAUGAAUUAAAUGAAACAGGCAGAAUGCUAAUGACCAAUAUAAGAGAUUUACUUGAGAAAAUAGAUUUGCAUGCAAAAGAGACUGGUGAUCAGAAGUUUGUUCUUGAAUUAGAAUCACAACGCAACAUUCAAGCAAGCCUUAUCAAAGAAUUCAAAGAAGCAAAUAUAAACAAAAUGUUAGAAAUUGAAAAGUCUCAAAGAGAGAACCUUUUGAGAUCACCAGAUGGAGAAAAUUCAUCAUUAAGAUUAAGGAAAAGUAAAGUUGACCAAAAUGGAUUACUUAAAGUAUCAACAGGUGUGACAGAACAAUUGCUAACAAUCAGUAGACAACUGGCAGCCACAACACAAAGAAGUCAAGACACAUUGGACAAUUUGGUGUCUUCAAGUUCAACUGUACAAGGUACACAAUCGGAGCUGGAACACACGAGCAGCACAAUCCAAGAGUCUGGCAAACUACUGAAGAAGUACGGGCGUCGGGAGUUCACUGAUAAAGUUAUCAUGUUCUUUGCAUUCCUAUUCUUUUUAGCUGUCUGUUUGUAUAUCGUUCAGAAACGGCUGUUUUAAUGACCCUUAAUAAAUAAUCUUAUUAAAUUUAUUUAUAAUAUCUAAUUUAUUGAAAGCUAUAAAAUCAAUAAAAUUGUUGUUAAAAA